Messenger RNA from Helianthus annuus (common sunflower), 3066 nucleotides. RefSeq lists its product as uncharacterized. Bases 1 to 3066 code for a protein of 1021 amino acids. The transcript is spliced from 3 exons. Gene Ontology annotation, molecular function: RNA-DNA hybrid ribonuclease activity; nucleic acid binding. The record is from RefSeq and is a predicted model, not a curated record. NCBI's taxonomy places the organism in Eukaryota, Viridiplantae, Streptophyta, Magnoliopsida, Asterales, Asteraceae.
AUGACCAUAGAACCUCGUAUGGAGGACUUGCACCUUACCACAGAUGCCCUGAUCAUAUCCGCUGCAGUAGGAGACUACCACAUGAGGCGAAUCCUGGUUGACACCGGGAGCUCAGAAGACAUUAUCUAUGAGCAUUGUUUCAACAGAAUGCAACCAGAAGAUAGAAAGCUGCUUGAAUUAGUACACGCCCCCAUCAAAGGGUUCACGGGGGAAAAGGUUGGCCCUAUUGGUCAGAUCACUUUCCCGGUAACUUUUGGGCAAUCACCUAGAGAAAGAACCAUACUCCUGACCUUCCCCGUGGUCCGCGCUGAGUCAUAUCACAACAUGAUUAUCGGAAGGUUCACCCUGGGAAAAUUGGAUGCUAUAGUCUCCACGGCACGAGGAUUCAUGAAGUUUCCUACACCGCGGGGUAUUGCAACUGUGUUUCGUGACAAGAUUGGAGAAGUACUAAGUACCAAAAGAUACCGCCAAGGGCCCACCGGAGCUACGGGCCCAGAAAGAUGGAUACUAAGCACACGCCAUCCGGACCAAACGGUCACAAUCGGGGACACCCUUUAUCCAGAAAUUAGAAGCGACCUGAAGCAAUUGUUAAGAAGAAAUGUUGACAUCUUCGCUUUUGAACAUUCUGACAUGACAGGAGUCCCCCGUGAUAAAGCAGAACACAAACUUGCAACGCUCCCAGGCGUUAAGCCGGUCGCACAAGGUAAACGUAGCAUGGCCCCGGACCGACGGGCAGCAGUUGUCAAAGAGGUACGAAAAUUAGUGGAAGCUGGAAUCCUCAGGGAAACACAAUACCAUACAUGGGUAUCCAACCCGGUCAUGGUAAAAAAGCCAGAUGGAACGUGGCGAAUGUGCAUUGAUUUCAAAGAUUUAAAUAAAGCGUGCCCCAAAGACGCAUACCCGCUGCCCGAGAUUGACUUAAAGGUCAAUUCCCUGGUACCCUACAGAUUUAAGUGUUUCCUGGACGCGUAUAAAGGGUACCACCAGAUCAAGAUGUCCAAAGAAGAUGAAGAAAAAACGGUGUUUAACACUGAUGUGGGCAUUUUCUGUUACACAAAAAUGCCUUUUGGUCUACGGAACGCCGGAGCUACCUAUCAGAGACUCAUGGACAAAGUGUUCGAGACACAAAUCGGACGAAAUUUGGAGGUCUAUGUCGACUACCUUGUAAUCAAAAGCAGGGAAGAAAAGCAAAUGUUAGCAGACAUCGAAGAAACUUUUCAGCGGCUUAGAGAGUAUAACAUUAAGCUAAACCCGAAGAAAUGCUCUUUCGGGGUGGAAGAAGGGAAGUUCCUAGGGGUAGUGGUCACCCGAGAUGGUUUCAAAGCCAACCCAGAAAAGGUGGCCGCCAUAGCGCGGAUGCCUUCCCCACGAACAUUGAAGGAAGCUCAAGCCCUAAAUGGACGGCUAGUAGCGAUCAACAGGUUCUUGGCAAGACACGCCGAGAAAUCCCUGCCUUUCAUAAAAACGUUGAAAGAUUGCCUCAACAAGAAAAACUUCAAAUGGACCAACGAAGCGGAAGAAGCUUUGCAAGACAUGAAACGCUUCAUAGAGGGAUUACCCAUGCUGACAGCGCCAAGGCCUAAUGAGGUGUUAAAGAUGUAUUUAGCGGCAGCUCAUACCGCACCGAGUAUUAGCGGGACCCGAAACACGGUAUCCCACGUUGGAAAAGCUGGUCUUGGCACUGGUACACGCCACACGGCGACUGAGAAGAUUUUUGCAGGCACACCGAGUACAGGUCCUAACCAAUUACCCACUGCAACAAGUCCUGCACAAGCCGGAGAUUUUGGCAGACUGGCCAAGUGGGCAAUUGAACUUGGCGCUUUGGACAUCGAAUAUCAGAAACGAACAGCAGUUAAGGGACAAGUAAUCGCUGACUUUCUAGCCGAAAUACCUGAAGGAGAAGCUAUCGUGGACCCAGUCGUCCAAGACAUCCCGGAAUCCAGCACUGCCCGGCAGACCUGGAAACUAUACACCGAUGGGUCAUCUAGUGGAAAGGGAUCUGGAGCCGGUUUAAUGUUGAUAAGCCCAGAUGAGAUCAGGCUGAUGUACGCCUUACGCUUCGAUUUCGAAUGUUCUAACAAUGAGGCGGAAUACGAGGCACUACUAGGAGGCCUGAGAAUGGCGAAAUCUAUGGGAGCGGCAAGGGUAGACGCGUAUGUUGAUUCACUGCUGGUCAACAAUCAGGUAAUCGAAACACACGAAGCCAAAGAUGAAUCGAUGGCAAAAUACUUGGCAAAAACAAAGGAACUCAUGGAUUCUUUUGAUAACGUCACGCUCAAUCACGUACAUAGAGGCAAGAACCAGAUAGCAGAUGCUCUCAGCAAACUCGCUACCUCAGGUAUGGAAAAGGAAGUCAAAGUCGAAACGCUGCAGACACCCUCACUCGAACCGGCGGAAUGUUUCCGCCGUUACAGCGGAAGAUCCUUGCUGUUUACAGAUAGAAUUUUCCAAGAAUGGUGCGCUAACCUCCACAUCCAACAAAUCUUCACACCUGUAGCACACCCUCAGGGAAAUGGCCAAGUAGAGUGGACAAACAGAAGUUUGCUGGAUGGCAUCAAGAAACGACUAGGCCACGAGGGAAGCUCCUGGGUAGAAGAGUUGCCAAACGUCCUUUGGGCACACAGAACAAUGCCCAAAACCAGCAACAAUGAAACCCCGUUUAGCCUAACCUAUGGAGCGGAAGCAAUGAUACCCGCUGAAGCGGGAUUACCGUCACUACGCCGCCUCAACAUAGGCGAUGACAAUGAUAGAUCUCUAAGGGAAGGCCUGGACUUACUGGAAGAAAGGCGUGAGGCAGCCGCCAUCAGCGAAGCAAAAUAUAAGAAGGCAUUGGAAAAAUACUAUAACCAGCGGGUGGCCAAACAGAAUUUCAAAACAGGAGAUUAUGUUAUGCGUGACAACGAAGCAAGCAGGAUGGAACCUUCGGGCAAGCUGGGCCCAAACUGGGAAGGCCCUUAUGUCAUCCAAGAGGAUCUGGGCAAAGGGGCCUAUCGCCUAUCUCAGCUAGAUGGCACACCAGUACCACGCAGUUGGAACAUCGCUCAAUUAAGGAAAUGUUACUUGUAA